AUGAGAUACUCAACUAUCGCUUUGUUGGUCUGCUUCGCCGUGGUUUCACAGGCUUUGACUGUCCCACUUAACUUCCGCCCAGUCUCGAGAAACGCUCUCAAGAGAAUCCCAGCCAACCUCCACAAGAAGUACGCUGCUCUUGCUGAGGUCGGUGCUUCUGGCACUACCGUCCCAAUCACUGACUACGAGGAUGCCCAGUACUACGGUGCUGUCUCCAUCGGAACCCCCGCCCAGGUCUUCCAGGUUGUCUUCGACACUGGUUCAUCCAACCUCUGGGUCCCAUCCAAGAAGUGCCCAAGCACUGUCGUUGCCUGUGACCUCCACACCAAGUACGACUCAUCCAAGUCCUCCUCAUACGUUGCCAACGGAACCACCUUCUCCAUCCAGUACGGAUCUGGUGCCAUGUCUGGUUUCAUCUCCCAGGACACCGUCAAGGUCGGCGCCCUCACCGUCAAGAACCAGCUCUUCGCUGAGGCCACCGCUGAGCCAGGUAUUGCCUUCGACUUCGCCAAGUUCGAUGGUAUCCUCGGUCUUGCCUUCCAGUCCAUCUCUGUCAACAACAUCCCACCCGUCUUCUACAUGAUGAUGAACCAGGGACUCGUCCAGGACCCACUCUUCGCCUUCUGGUUGUCCAAGACCCCAGGUAACAACGGUGGUGAGCUCACUUUCGGUUCCAUCGACAACACCAAGUACACCGGUGACAUCACCUACGUCCCACUCACCAACGAGACCUACUGGGAGUUCGCCAUGGCCGAUGUUGCUCUUGCUGGAAACUCUCUCGGCUACUGUGGUGCUGAGGGCUGCCACGCCAUCUGUGACUCUGGUACGUCUUUGAUUGCCGGUCCAGUCGACCAGAUCAACGCCUUGAACAAGAAGCUCGGAGCCAAGAUUGAGAACGGUGAGGGAAUCCUCAACUGUGCCACCAUCUCCUCCCUUCCAAACAUCGAGUUCACCCUCGCUGGUCGCGUCUUCUCCUUGACUCCAAACGACUACGUUCUCCAGAUCACCUCCCAGGGUCAGACCGACUGUCUCUCUGGUUUCAUGGGCAUUGACAUCCCAGCCCCAAUUGGUCCACUCUGGAUCCUUGGUGACGUCUUCAUCUCAACCUACUACGCCAUCUUCGAUUUCGGCAACAAGCAGGUUGGUUUCGCCACCUCCAACCAAUAA
Messenger RNA from Acytostelium subglobosum LB1, 1167 nucleotides. RefSeq lists its product as hypothetical. The transcript has 2 exons. NCBI's taxonomy places the organism in Eukaryota, Evosea, Eumycetozoa, Acytosteliales, Acytosteliaceae. The record is from RefSeq and is a predicted model, not a curated record. The coding region runs from base 1 to 1167 and encodes 388 amino acids. Gene Ontology annotation, molecular function: aspartic-type endopeptidase activity. Gene Ontology annotation, biological process: proteolysis.